GCGAGCGGAACGCGACGGUAGUGCAUCGGCAAACGGUCCUCCCGACGACGAUGGAAACGACGGUCCUCUGGUCGGACGGCGUCGGCUGGCGGUGGACGAGUUGCGCGGCGACGUGCCUGCUGCUGGCCGCGAUCGCGGCCGCGUACCACUUCUGCACGGCCACGUUCGGCAAGUGGCGCGGGCUGGGCGUGCCGUGCGUGCAGCCCGUGGUGCCGCUGUUCGGCAACUUCCUGCGCGUGGCCGCGGGCCUCGUGCACCCGGUCGACUUCUACCGGGACGCGUACCAACAGCUGGCCGGCCGCAGGUACGGCGGCCUGUACCAGAUGCGCACGCCGUACCUGAUGGUCCGCGACCCGGAGCUGAUCGUGCGCGUGCUCAUCAGCGACUUCGCGAGCUUCACGGACCGCGGCGUGUACACCGACGUGGCGGCCAACCCGCUGUCCGACAACCUGUUCUUCAUGGACAGCCCCCGGUGGAGGACGAUGCGCAACAAGCUGAGCCCGGCGUUCACGUCCGGCAAGCUGAAGCUGAUGCACGACCAGAUCCGGAUGUGCGGCGACGAGCUGAUGGCCAACGUGCGCGGCGCGGUGCUGGCCGGCCGCGGCGAGAUGGAGGUGCGCGACGUGAUGGGCAAGUACUCCACGGACGUGAUCGGCUCGUGCGCGUUCGGGCUGCGGCUGGACGCGGUGCGCGACGACGCGUCCACGUUCCGCCGGUACGGCAAGACGCUGUUCCGGCCGUCGCUCCGGGUGCUGCUGCGCGAGCUGUGCCUGCUCAUCAGCCCCGCCCUGCUCAAAGUGGUCCGGAUCCGGGACUUCCCGCCGGACGCCGACCGGUUCUUCCGGUCCGCGUUCCGCGACACCAUCGAGAACCGCGAGAACAGCAACGUGGUCCGCAACGAUUUCGUCAACGUGCUCAUGCAGGCCCGACGGGAUCUGGUGCUGGACCCGAACCUGCCGCGAAACGAAAAAUUCACGGAAUCGCAAAUCGUGGCCAACGCGUUCGUCAUGUUCGCCGCCGGAUUUGAGACCGUGUCCUCCGCUCUGAGUUUUUGCUUGUACGAGUUGGCGCUGAAAACGCAUAUACAGGACAGGGUGCGCGAAGAGUUCACGUCGAAAUUGUCCAAAAACAACGGUGUGAUCAACAACGAUUUCUUGGUAGAUCUCACUUACUUGGACAUGGUUUUAGCAGAAACGCUCCGAAAAUAUCCUCCAACUUUUGCCCUGUUCAGAAUAGCUACUCAAGCCUACCAGGUACCCGACGAUUCAUUAACUAUUGAAAAAGGUCAAAAGUUAAUAAUACCUAUUCACUCGUUGCACUAUAAUCCUAAAUAUUUUCCGGAUCCUGAAGUAUUCAAUCCGGAAAGGUUUUCAUCUGAAGAAAAAGCAAAACGUGUAAGAGGUACAUAUCUUCCAUUUGGUGAUGGUCCUCGUAUUUGUAUAGGAAAACGUUUUGCUGAGUUGGAAAUGAAAUUGGCUUUGGUUGAAAUUUUAUCGAAAUUCGAAGUCCAAACAUGUGAAAGGACUGAGAUUCCCAUAAAAUUUAGUAAAAAAGCAUUGAUCAUUGUACCAGAAAAUGGUAUUUGGUUAAAAUUUAUAGAAAUAAAAAACUGAGUCUAGUGGAACACAAAACAAUUUAACUCAUGUUAAGUAGAUGUAUACAUUUUAGAUUUCAUAAGUAAAAUUUCAAUUUGAAUAAUCGAUUGAUAAAAUGACA
Sipha flava (yellow sugarcane aphid) is the source of this 1716-nucleotide messenger RNA. Its product is annotated as probable cytochrome P450 6a13. The transcript is spliced from 4 exons. Gene Ontology annotation, molecular function: oxidoreductase activity, acting on paired donors, with incorporation or reduction of molecular oxygen; heme binding; monooxygenase activity. The coding region runs from base 51 to 1613 and encodes 520 amino acids. Lineage: Eukaryota; Metazoa; Arthropoda; Insecta; Hemiptera; Aphididae. The record is from RefSeq and is a predicted model, not a curated record.